AUGUUGUGCCUCAGCUUCACCCUCCUGCUUGCGCUGGUGGUGGGGACCGGCCUCGGGGCUGCUGUCCCCCAGGAUGCCCUCAAGAAGAGCUGCAGCCUCUCCAAGUACCGGUUCCUCGUGCCCCACGAGCUGAAGGCCGUGCAGAAGAUGAAGGAGCACUUUGAGGACACCAUGCUGCUGUCGGGCCGCAAAUGCAACACCCGGCUCUUCCAUCGGAAGUGGAGCACGCCGGAGCUGUCGGUGCCCGACCGAGUGAUGCUGGUGGAAGCCGAGCUGGACCUGGCCAUCGCCGUGCUGGGGCUCCCCGCUGCCCCCCGGCUCACCGAGCUGCGCCAGCGGCCCCUGGCCUUCCUCACCCAGGCGCGGGAGGACCUGCGGGGCUGUGUGGCCACGGAGGCUCCUUCUCAUCAGCCCUCCGGGAAACUGAGGCACUGGCUGCAGAGGCUGCAGGUGGCCAAGGAAACAGAGGCCGCCGGCUGCCUGGAGGCCUCGGCCACCCUCCACCUCUUCCAAGUGCUGAGCGACCUGCGGUGUGCAGCCCUCCGGGAGCAAUGCGCUUAGUCCCUGCCGGUGGCAUGGCGCGGCACGGCGCGGCGCGGCGCGGCAGGGCACGGCACG
Messenger RNA from Strigops habroptila (Kakapo), 618 nucleotides. RefSeq names its product interferon lambda-3-like. NCBI's taxonomy places the organism in Eukaryota, Metazoa, Chordata, Aves, Psittaciformes, Psittacidae. Gene Ontology annotation, molecular function: cytokine activity. The transcript has 5 exons. The coding region runs from base 1 to 561 and encodes 186 amino acids. The record is from RefSeq and is a predicted model, not a curated record. Gene Ontology annotation, biological process: positive regulation of immune response; cell surface receptor signaling pathway via JAK-STAT; defense response to virus.